This is a messenger RNA of Cheilinus undulatus (humphead wrasse), 6973 nucleotides long. It is a transcript of the gene necab2, whose product is annotated as N-terminal EF-hand calcium binding protein 2. Gene Ontology annotation, biological process: regulation of amyloid precursor protein biosynthetic process. The transcript is spliced from 13 exons. NCBI's taxonomy places the organism in Eukaryota, Metazoa, Chordata, Actinopteri, Labriformes, Labridae. Gene Ontology annotation, molecular function: calcium ion binding. The coding region runs from base 1 to 1296 and encodes 431 amino acids. Gene Ontology annotation, cellular component: cytoplasm. The record is from RefSeq and is a predicted model, not a curated record.
AUGUGUGAGCAGGCAGCGCGCUACUGUAGGGACGGAGUCCACAAACUGCUCAACAAAGAACAAGCCAAACUUCGAGCCCAGGAAAGCCGCGAGCAGCCGAAACCCGUAGCCUGUCAGGACAGCGAGUCCGCAACGGCAGCGCAGUCCGGAAACAGCGGCGCCCAGCCCGGUGGAAUCGACGGGCUCGUCCGCUGGAUCGUCACCAAAAUGAGCGACAACAAGAACAUCUCCAGCCGGGAGUACGCCUCCAGCAAGGAGGAGGUGGCCGUGGCUCAGGAGCAGUUCUUUGCCCCGGAACCACGGAGAGGCAUCUCCGUUAUCUUGGAUAUAUUCAGAAGAGCUGACAAAGAUGAUGAUGGUAAGCUGUCUCUGGAUGAGUUCCAGGCUUUCUUCUCUGAUGGCACACUGAAUGAGGAGGAGCUGGAGAAGCUCUUUCAUACCAUCGACUCUGAUAACACCAGUAAUGUUGAUACAAAGGAACUCUGCGACUACUUUGCUAAGCACAUGGGAGACUAUGAGGGAGUGCUGGCUUCACUGGAGACACUCAACCUUUCCAUCCUCAAAGCCAUGGACUUCACCAAAAAGGUAUAUGAGAGAGGAACCAAUGUGGAGCAGUUUGUGACCCGUUUUCUGUUGAAGGAAUCAGCCAAUCAGAUCCAGUCGCUCUUGAACUCCGUGGAGAGUGCCGUGGAUGCCAUUGAUGAGCAGCACAGCCAAUCAGGUCAUCUACCUGCCAAGGUGAGUCCACGGGUGUCAGAGAAGCGCAACGAAAACUCUGUCCCCGACUACCCUCCUAACAACAGAGUCAGUGCCAGGGAGGCCGUCAGGACCAUCAACACUGCCUCAGGUGCAAUAGAGGUGAGAAAAGAAGGUCUGGAGGCUCAGAUCAACCGCCUGGCUGAACUAAUCGGACGACUGGAGAAUAAGACGGUCUGGUUUGAUCUGCACCAGAGGCUAACAGACACAGAUGGCACUGCCAGCGCAUCCUUGUUGCUGAUUCGCCAGGAGAUGGUAGUUUCCCAGAAGAAGCUUGGCGAUUUUUGUGAGGCUCUGAAGCAGUACUUGAAGAAUGUCUCCACUCAGAGGGACUGCUUUCAUGUGACUGCAGUGCGUCUGCCAGAUGGUUUAUCCUUUGUCGUGUAUGAGUUCUGGGAUGGAGAGGAGGAGUGGAAAAGGCACCUCCAGUCGGCCCCCAACAAAGCCUUUCAGCAUGUGAAGGUGGACACACUGUGCCAGCCAGAGGCCGUGUCCUCUGUAGCCGUGCCAGCCGCCUGGUGCAGCGUGAACCGGGACUGAGCAUGAAGAUAUUCAACAACACGCCAAGACUCCUGGACACUUCCCUUUUCCUCUUUGAUCCCUCUUUUCCCCUGCAAUUCUACCACCCUCACACCCAAACCACCCCAUCCCUCCUUUAGCCCUCACAUUCCUUAACUCUUUUUGUAAGUACAUGUUUACACAGUGCAAAUGAAUGGUGUCAACUGCAGUGAAAAUUAAACAAACAGUGCUUUUUACACCGUGAGGUUACUAAAAUGUAAUCUCACCAUAGUAGUUUGCGGGAUUAAGGAAUUGGAUUAUGUCAUGCUCAUGUUUCAAGUAGCUUUGAGCCACUGUACAGUGGAUUUUGUCAUGUAGCAAGGACCCUGACGUUGAGUUUUUAUGUAGCAGUUACUGUUUUUGGGUAGUGCUUUUGAGAAUGCUGCAUUUUCCCCUCUCUUUUUUUAGAUUAGAAUUUACGACAGGUAGCUCAUCCUAUAAUCAUCUGGUACUUCAUUGUAGCUGAUUGUUUCACAUUUGCAUCCAGAUGAAGUGUUCUACAUUAUUUUGGUUUGUUUAUUUUUUGGACAUUAUUCUCACAUCAGCCAUGAAAACCUCACAUAACAUGAUGAUAAGGUUUGUAGACCUAUACCUUGUUGCCAGAUAAGCUUGCAAUCUCAGGAAAAUUGAAUGCUUGAAUGGCAUCUAGCCGAUGGUCAGACAUACUUUCCCUGUACCUAAUUUACUGUCCCUAAAUACUUCAUUCAGCAGUAAAAAUAAAUAAAUAAAUAAGAGGGCUUAUAGCAGCCGUCUUAAAGGUCAGAAGGGCUCUGAGUAAUAGCAAGGGUGCAGAUAUCUAAUAUAGUCCAAAUACUUUCAAAAGCAAAACAGCAACUACUUUGAAAUGUAAAUGGCAUUGGGAGUAGACUAUGGUGAUUUGUCUACUAUAACAGUAUCUACCAGUGAAAGCGAGGAGGAGUUUCUAUCAGGUAUUUCAUCAGUAUCUCACUACAGUCACAGUCGUCUCUAUCUUAGAACAAGGGUUAUGGCAGUAACUUGGGUUGUUAAAUGUAAAGAAGCAUUUUAACCAGUCCUUGAAUGUAAGAAUACACCUUUAAAGUAUCAUUUUGGAGGAAAAAUUGAAGUUUUUUCUAAGAUAUUCACACUUAAUAUUUUACCUCAAAAACAAGCCUUUACUGUCCAGUUUCUACAUGAGAUCCAUUUUUUUUUUUUUUUUUUGGUGUGGGACAUUUCUUGAGUUUCCUCACAACAAUGUGCAAUGGCUGCUGUGGGAGUAAUGUCUAUGAUGCUACGGAAGCUUACUUAUCAUGAGAAAACAAGUUUUUGAUUCACAGACAUGUAGUGUUUUAGGGAUUAUCUUCUAUCACAAACCUUUUAUGUCAUGAACACAUUGGGGUCAAAAGUUAAAUCUCCACUUAGUGAUAUCAGGUCAAUAAGAGCUGAGAUAAAGUGAUCAUGUUGCUGUCAAGGGAUCAUAAGUGACUUAGAAAACAGUCUGCUGCUACUUUGAGACAGAUGAGACAAAGUAGAGAGAUAAAGACAGCACCUCACUGUUCUCCAUGCAGCUAAAGUUUGUUAUAUUUCCGCCUUCAGUACUUGUAUUCUUUGUCUGAUUUGGCAUUGGGUAGCCUAUAUUAGCUGUGUAAGUCUAGAAGAGAUUGUAUAUAUAAGAAUGUUGUUCUGUUAUGAAUAUAUUUGUAUUUAUUGACAUCUUUAGUGCUAUGGUGCAAUUUUUCCUCUGUGGAAGUGGCAGUAGCUAACUAGGCAUUGCAGCUUCUCUUACCAGUUUAUUUGAAUCAGAAUACCAUCAGAGACUUUAGCUAGAAACCCAUCUUAAUGACACUGAAUAUGAAGCCUUAAACAUCACCAUGUGGAAGAGGAGGUUUUAAGGAGUUUUCAAAAGAUUACUUUCUUCCAUGAAUGUGUUCUUAACUCCCAGUAAGCAGGGAAACCUCUGAGCUUUAGAUUAUGCAACGCCACUUCUGAGUUGCAUUUUUAAUGACACAAAGACAGUUUCACUAUUGCAUUUUUGGUUAUCAGCACAUCACUAGAAAAAAACCUUGGCUUUAUAAAAGUACUUUAAAUAACCUGGUACUGUUAGCUCAGCACCAUCAAUAGGACCAACCCUUAGGUUUCACUGCAUGCCUGAGCUGUGUAAAUGCCUAGAGCCUAAUGCUUUUCAUGUUGAUGUGCAUGUUAACAGGCUAGAGUAUCCACACAGUGUGAGCUGCACAGCUUUGCUUUAUCCUACACUGCUGCAGCAGCAAAACUAGAGAAUAAGAGGCUAUGCUUGAGUCUUUGCAAAAUUUUAAGUGAAAUCAAUAUAUGGAUGGUCAUAGUGACAUGAUACCAGCAAUACUACACCUUUCACUACAUCUCAAAAAGUCUUAUAGUACAAAACAUUUCAUUGUUGCAAAAAAGGCAAACCCAACAUAAAGGUAUAGUGCUGGUAGCAGUUGCAUGGUGUCUCUUUAAACACAAGGACAGUGUGGAUGAUAGUGCAGGCAGACAAACACUGUUCAGGCGUGCAGUGUGUCCCAGGUGUAAUACAAACAUAUCAUGUAUACUGUCACUAUUCAAACCAACAAUUUGAUACAUUGAUAUGUACACCUGUAACAGAGCAAGAGUAUGUUACAGAGAAAAACAGUAGUGUCAAAUGCUAGGUGGGUCUGAUCAGCUUGGCUUGGUCCUUUAAAAAGUCUGAGAUUAGACUAAAUCUGGAAAAUGUGGCAUCAAUCUCAGUGAAAACUGUUUUUUUUAUACUCAUAACAUAUGACCAUAAUUUAAGUUAGGGAAAUAUGAGGAAGGGGUAGGAGUACAGUCAAGGCUAGGACUGGCCUGGAUACAGUGACCAUGGUUUCUGUUCACAAUCCAAAUACAAUGAAGUCUACUGAAACCUCUAAAGUUGAUGCACCAAUGCAUCACAUGUUACGAAGUGUCCACAGUGACCUCCUUCUUCAAUCCAUCUUUUUGCUAUAAUCGACUAUUCCUUGUUCUCAGCAGAUUAAUCUGAAAGUGAUUAGACUCACUUCUCUUUCUACCCUGUUCUUUCUUUAGAUUUGUUGCAAAUGUAAACUGAAUUCUCCUGUGCUCAAACAUCCCCCAGAUGCCCCAUGAAACUUUCCCACCACUCACUCUAGUAUAAACCCACCACUGUCAAACAAUCAGACUCUCACUUUGAAAGCACAAUGUAAAAAUGAGUGACUAUUGUGACUUAAGGGUACAGUUCAUAGAGGGUUACUGAGUAUGAUGAGAGUAUUAAUAGAUUUAUAGCAUUACUGUUUACCUGGUUUAUUCCUUCUUUAUUGCUCCAUUCUUUCAAAGGUGCCAUCUUUGCCAUCCAUCUCACUCUUAAGUCUUUUUUUCUCGAUUUUCCUCAAUGAAUGAAAGCCAGUCAAGUCAUUUGCCAGUACUGUGGUAACAGUGAGUGGGGAUCUAGCUACACUGAUACCUAUAUUAAUCUACACCGUUACCCUCUUUUGGAGUGCUGGGUUGCAUUGAGCUGGGCAGAACUGUGUGGAAUGUGGACAUGUUGAAUAUUAAAUAUAUUAAGAAUAUGUAUUACAGUAGGCGUAUAGAACAGGCAUGCAAAGGCAUUGCUAUUUUAUCUGUGAAAUGUCUCCCAUAAUUUCUGAGUGUUGAAGAUGCCCUGUGGAGCAGUGAUAUGGAGCAGUGAUAUGGAGCAAGGUGUUCACAAGUGGGCUCCUGCUUUGUUUGUGCAAUGUUGGUGAUCGGACCAUCAUCUUUGAUAGUUCCACUGCAUUAUUCUGCAUUUUGAAAAAGCAGAAGCUAGCAAGUGAACUAAACUGUAAACAUUACAGGGAAAAAUACAGAGAAAAGUAAGUGUUUCACAAUGAAAGAAGGGUAUAUAACACAUCAUAGUUGCACUUUUCCUCUAUCUAGCUCAGCUGCAAACCAAGGUGGGGCUGAUUCCUGUUUCAAAGGAUGAAGAAGGAAGUGCCCAGUGCAUAUGUUCCAUGGGAGAAAAUAAUAUUAUGACCUGUGACAGAGUCUGACCUCCUUUAGUAUAUAACAAAUGUUAUUAUAGUACUUGAAAAAAUAGGCACACUUUGGAUGACAUGACAAAAAUCAGUGCAUACAAUACAUUACAGUAAUCCCAACCAAUCAGGAGAUGUACAGUCCUGGAACAGUCACAUUAUAUAAUGUCUUUUGUAAUUCUGAAUCAUGUCUUCUGUUUCCAUUGGCAGAAAUCCAUAGUUUAACAUUAUAUCUUAUGGGAUGUAGUUUGUGUCUUUAUCUUUUCUUGAUUACUUUACUUUAUUAUUUAUUAGCUUAUGUCCUCCAUUCAGUGGUGAGUGUUGUCUUCAACCAUACAACAGAGAUCUUAGCUCUCUAUCUUUGCAGGAUUGGCUUGGCACCCUACAGCGCUUAGUUUCGGACUCCUUUAAAAAAAAAAAAACCUCCAUGACUUUGGCUCUGAAAUGGUUUAUGAUUUGAAGUAUAUUUCGUGGACUUUUCUAUGCCUCAGGACAGACAACAAUUUCAUACAAUGCCCGUAUUGUUCAUUGCUGAGGUUUUGUGUUGUCCAAAACUGUCAUUGUACAAAAACAUCACCAUAGUUCAUGGCCAUCCUGACUUCAUUUUGUUCCAGCUUUAAAAUUCCUUUUCCUUAAAAGCGCAGCUAGGCUAAUAACAAUGCAACAGUGGGAAAAAAUGCAGAUUGCUUACAUGAAAGCUCCACAAGGCACCUUUAACUCCCAAAAAAAUCCUCUGUGCACUCCUGUGCCAGUACAAACUUGAAGAGGGAGCUGCUGUAUCUGAAUAGAAACAUAAAGCCAUAUUGCAUGGAUUGAUAUUUACAUGUUGGUAACAUACUUCUAUACCGAUAGCCAUAGUUUUACAAUACUCUAGUGCCCAGCUGAAUGCAGCGCAUGCGAUCUAACUGAUGGUUUUCUUUCCUGUACAUUGUGCCCAGCCUGGUUGGGUUGUGUAAAUGAUUUAGAUAGUGAGUUUCAGAAAUGCCAGUACUGUUUCCUAUUGAUACAUUCCUGAAUGUCCCUCAGACUGUGCAACCUGUUCUUUUCUAUCCUCCUUCUCCUCAGUGCAACCUGUGCUUUGUCAUACAAUGAAAGAGUUAUGCCAUUUAAUUGUGGUGCAGCAGGCUUUGAUUAAAAAGACCGUAGAUGUGAAAACCAGGCCUUCUGCAGGCAGCCUCAGUAGUCUUGGCUGCAUGGAAGCUGGUGGACAGGAUGGGUGUCACCAGGUUAACCUUGACAAGCUUAAUAACAGGCCAAUCAGGUAAUGGUAAAAGUGAACAAGGCAAUAACUCUUCCUUUCUAUGGCUGUAUUCUUUUCUAUCCUUCAACUGAGUGCAUGUCAACUGAAUGUCCAGUAACUUCUUUGCUGUAGUAUUAGGCCAUGCUACUCUUCAAUGGGUUUUGUGCAUUUCUUACCUUCUUUCUUUUCUAGUAUUCCUAUGAAGGAUAAAGAGACAAAAAUCUAUUAUAUUAAAAUAUAUAUGACUAGAAAUGGCAUUGAAGAAUGAACAUUCACUUUUAUGGCAAUGUUUAAUGAAAUAUUAAUUCUUAAUGUAUGUUUCAGUAAAAAUGCUUUCUCUUCUUAAGUGUAGAGACUUAUUGCAGGGAUGCAAGUAUUAUAUUUGGUCUUUAAAGAAUAUAUUGUUGAAAUUCUAGAUGAUGAUGUAGAGUGAUAAAAUUCAAUAAAAGUAUAAAACUGC